AUGUUUAAUGCCCCACAAACCUAUGCUGAUGAUAAUGCGGAAGUGCAAAAGGGUGGCUCGACACCUCGUCUGAGUUCGCCCAAAUCUUUGCUGCUUUGGUUGACCGGCUCCUUCAACCGGUCUUUGCUUGUCUUUAAGCUAUUCUACUUCUUCUUCUUUGCCGCGUUCGGCUCACUUUUUCCUCUGAUCUCGAUCUACUUUAAGCAGCUUGGCCUGAAUGCCACGCAGUGUGGGGUGCUCUCGGGAAUCCGCUCCCUAGUUGAAUGCUUUGGAGCGCCGUUUUGGAGCAGCCUGGCCGAGAAAUGGAAGAAGGCCAAGGAGUUCUUCAUCUUCAGUUUGCUUUGCUGGAUCGCCUUCAACCUAGCCGUGGGCUUUGUGAGGCCCACGCCCGAGGGUUGUCUCAUCACAUUACUGACCACACCAUCUGAGUCAGUCAACCUUUCCACCGCUCCGAUGGCCAUUGCUGAGAUCUACAGAAACUAUCGAUACGACAAUGUGAAAGCCAUGGAAAUGGAUCGUGACGUGUCAUUUCCGAGCCGGGACAGAAUCGGCCAGACUCCGCUGCUGCUCAACACCGAGUUGCUGGUAGACCCGAGUGCUUACGUAGGCGAGGCCUGGACAUGGGGCCAAAAGGUACGUUCUCGCGGUAAGACCAACUAUGCAAAAGACCUACCUCGCUUCCACGACCCUGAAAGGUAUCCACCCGGAAGUCUAGUCAUGCCGUUGUACUCCACGGUGGUCUACAGCCAAAGCAAAAUAAACCAGAUUUUCGUGGUUCUGUUGCUGCUCAUUCUGGUCGGGGAGUUAUUCAGCUGCCCGGCCAUCUGCCUGGCUGACUCGUGUGUUCUGUUGCACUUAGAAGACGACCCUGACAACACCUACGGCAAGCAACGGAUGCUCGGGUCAGUCGGGUGGGGCCUGAUGAUGCUGUUCAUCGGGAUUGUACUCGACAACUCGGCCUCCUUUCCUGAGCAUCCAUGCCUGGCUCCGGGUCACCGAGAGCGCAAUUACAUGAUCUGUUUUGCCAUGUUCAGUGUGCUCAUGUCCUGUGCCUUGAUUACGGCUACACAGUUCACCUUCGGCUAUGAGCGUGGCCAAGAGAGCAUGUACUUCAAAGUGGUCAAGGACAAGAUGGCUCGGACCCUGUUGGGUCGUCAGACGAAGAAUCGGUCAAAACUGGUCAAUGAAGAGGAUGAAGAGACGCCGCAAUUUGCGGAGGUCUCGGAAAUGGCCGGAGAAGGAGGGGAUUCAAGCAAAGUGUCUGCUAAAGGAGCACAAUCAAAGCCCACAAACGAGGAAAUCCUCGAACGCCAGCUGGGCAUCAAGUUAGACAGGAGUUCCGCUCCGCAGAAGGCGGCUCUCACAGAAGUGGACCCUUAUGCGGAAGACCUCGCUUCGACAGCCCAACUCAAGGUAUCCUCCACCUUCCAUGUUUGCAAUGCCUUCAUUUCCUCUCCUUUAAUCGGUUUCAGCAGAAGCACAAAAGCUUGCCCUUUGUCUGACCGGCUUAUAUGCAUAUCAUUGGACGAUCAAUUGUGGUUCACAUACUCGAGAAGCAUCAAUGUAGGACUUUGUCGCUUUUUCUUAUCCAUACCUUUCCUGCAGAUAACUAAAUGGUUUCAAGUGCUGCAUCAAUUUUCGAAGCCUCGCCUAGCCUCCUUUCUCUUUGUUGCCUGGUUUAUGGGACUGGGCAUGGGACAGGUGUUUUCUUUCCUUUUUUGGCACAUGCAAGAGUUGGGCGGCUCGCCAACACUCUUUGGCAUCGCAUCAGUCAUCAAUCAUAUCUCCGAGAUCCUAGCCUAUUACUUUAGCAAAACAGUCAUAGACCGUAUUGGUGAGUUCAAAAGAUCACAUUCUAGGCCUUGCCUCUGGCAAUAUUCACUCUUUACAUGUACAUUGAUUGAUAUAUAA
Messenger RNA from Protopolystoma xenopodis, 1911 nucleotides. NCBI's taxonomy places the organism in Eukaryota, Metazoa, Platyhelminthes, Monogenea, Polystomatidea, Polystomatidae. The record is from the annotation of a GenBank genome assembly.